This is a messenger RNA of Cladocopium goreaui, 370 nucleotides long. NCBI's taxonomy places the organism in Eukaryota, Dinophyceae, Suessiales, Symbiodiniaceae. The record is from the annotation of a GenBank genome assembly.
CUUGAUCAUUGCCUAGGGAACGCACUGGCCCAAAACAUGGCAAUAAGAUCUCGACGAAUUGCUUGCGCGUACCGCGAUUUUUGCAGAGCUGUUCAGACGACAUUUGCUGCGGACCGUUUUGCACAGCAACAACUCAGGUUGGAAACUGCCCGCACCCUGCGGAAACAUGUUUAUCAAAUGUCGGAAGAUGCACUUGUUGCAGACCUGAAGUCAGGAACCGACAUGAUCAGAUACGAAAUCAUUCAGGCAUCCCUGAAUCCAGAGACGCAGAACUACCGAGCCCACAUCAAUCAGGAUCACAUAUCGAAAGGACGCGUACUUGACCUCCUAGGACCCGAUGAGAUGCUGAAGCAGAAGCCGUGAACGAAAA